Molecule: messenger RNA, 385 nt
Organism: Capsella rubella
Lineage: Eukaryota; Viridiplantae; Streptophyta; Magnoliopsida; Brassicales; Brassicaceae
Product: 60S ribosomal protein L10a-2
Exons: 3
Coding region: 1-357 (118 amino acids)
Source: RefSeq, a predicted model, not a curated record
AUGAGUAAACUUAAUAGUGAGGCUAUUAGAGAAGCCAUUGCUUGUAUCAGGCGUACAUGUGAGGAGAGGAAACUCAAUGUGAGGAAGCUUCAAAGUGAGGCUAUUGAAGAAGCCAUUACAGUUAUUAGGAGAAAAUCUAAUGAGGAGAAGAAACAUAACUUUAAGGAGACAGUAGUGAAGCUUCAGAGUGAGGCUCUUAGAGAAGCCACUACAACUAUCAAAGACAAAUCUGAGGAGAAGAAGUGUAACUUUGUAGAGACAAUGGAGUGUCAGAGUGGUAUGAAGAACUGUGAACCAACAAAAGAGAAGUGUUUCAAUGGAUCUGUUAAGCUCCUAAACAUUCCUGUCAAGAAAUGAAGAUAUGCAUAUGUCUGGAGAGAUGCUC